AUGCUUCCCCUCGGCCUCCUCACAGCCGCACAGGGCCGCCCCAUGCUCGUCGAGCUGAAGAACGGCGAGACCCUCAACGGCCACCUGGUGACGUGCGAUAACUGGAUGAACUUGAUCCUGCGCGAAGUUGUGCAAACUAGCCCCGAAGGCGACCGCUUUUUCAGAUUACCCGAAGUCUAUGUUCGCGGUAACAACAUCAAAUACCUCCGAGUCCCUGAUGAGAUCGUCGAUAUUGUCAAGGAGCAACAACAAAACCAACCACAGAACCGACGCGGCGGGCAUGGCCGAGAUGUCAGCAUCGCGCAUUUCAUCUCGAUUUCCGGGGAUGUGGAUGAACCAACCGCCGUGAACCUCAUACCCCGACAUGUCGCGGCAGGCACUCGUCUUUGA
Molecule: messenger RNA, 390 nt
Organism: Penicillium verhagenii
Lineage: Eukaryota; Fungi; Ascomycota; Eurotiomycetes; Eurotiales; Aspergillaceae
Product: U6 snRNA-associated Sm-like protein LSm4
Exons: 4
Coding region: 1-390 (129 amino acids)
Biological process (GO): spliceosomal snRNP assembly; mRNA splicing, via spliceosome; nuclear-transcribed mRNA catabolic process
Cellular component (GO): spliceosomal tri-snRNP complex; P-body; U6 snRNP
Molecular function (GO): U6 snRNA binding
Source: RefSeq, a predicted model, not a curated record